GGGUGCACCUUACUGUUGACCGUUUUUAAGGGGAUUUUGCCAUAAAAUCGAAACACAAUGGGUCUCAACUCUCUGAAUCCCUAAAUUAUCUCUCCAGCUCUCGAAGUGCAGCUGCAUCCUUGAUCGAAUCACUCUUUCGACAUCCUCUUGUCCAUUUGUUCCUAUUAAGGACUAAUAUCAAGAAGACGAUCGAGAAGGAAAAGAUCUAUCUGAAAUGACGUUGGAGUUUGGCAAAACUAUUGAUGAAGAUGUGGUGGAGCAAAUCCUAUCAACUCUGCCGCCCAAAUCUCUGAAGCGAUUCCAGUGCGUCUCUAAUAGGUGGCAUGCUCUGAUCACCACUCCCAGGUUCGUAGCUAAGCACCUCUCCAUUUCCAGGCACAACAAUCUCUCCACCAGUGUUCUUAUGAAACGUAAAGUCCAUGAGGACACCAACUCUGACGAGACUCAAGAGUUUUUCUCAUUUCUUCAUUUUCGAAAUGAUGAAGAUAAUGACGUUGAUGGUGUGCAUGAUGAGCAUAGCUUUCUUUCUAGUAUCCAGGAAUUCCAUAUUCCGUUUUCUACUGGUGUAAAGACUUGGGCCGAAGCACUUAUAAUUAUAGGCCAUUGUAACGGGAUCAUUUGUCUAGCUCAAGCAGUCUCUGGUGAGGUGAUUAUUUGCAACCCAGCAAUUCAUGAAUAUAAGCUUCUUCCCCCCUCUCCGUACCUUCCAGAUUCCGAUUGGCCAUAUAGCGCCAUAUUUCGGUUCAGAGAUGGAUUGGGAUUUGGAUAUGAUCCGAACUUUAACGAAUAUAAAAUUGUUAACAUUGGAUUUCCUGCUCCAGAAUUAUCUACGCCUGAUGGAUAUAACAUUUAUAAUCCUCCCAAAGCAGCUGUCUACACCCUGGGUACUGAUGCUUGGAGAAAGAUCAAGACUGAUACGUUAGAAACAGAAACUACUAUUCUUUGGCCCCAAAUAUUCCAGAUGCACUUCAAGGAUAUGUGCUUUUGGCUGGCACCUGAGCAACACAAGGAAUUGGAUGUGCUUGAUGAAGACGAGGAGCAAUUCAUUAGGGAAGUUAUCGUUAUGUUUGAUACUGGGGAUGAGCUAUUUCAUAAUAUAAUGUUACCGGAUGAAUUUGAUUAUCCAUCAAAAAAUUAUUUUGUUCCGAACCUUUUAGUGUGGAAGGACUCCGUUGCUCUUUUGGGAAUACAAAUUUCUCAAUUUUCAUCAUAUGGAAUAUGGGUGAUAGAUGAAUUUGGUGGUCAUAACGGUGGUGCUUGGACAAAACACAUAACUUUUGAGCUCCCUGUGGAACCGUUGAUAUUUUGGAAGAGCGACAGGGUUCUUUUAAAUGAUCCUAACGACACUGAUUAUAGAGGACUUAUAUUAGAUUAUAAUCUCGAUACCAAAAAGCUUAAAAAUCUUCCCGUUCAAAGCGAGCGGAGUGACUCUUCUGCUAUUGUGUAUGUGAGCAGUAUAGUUUCAGUAUUGGGAGGCAGCAAACCCAAGAACAAAGAUAAUUCUACACCCAAUGCUGAAUUUUCUGUAUUUGAGUACCCUUCUCCACUAGUCAGUCAUUAUAUGGUUGACAAGAAAACUUACUCGUAUUCGAUGUGGGCAAUCCCGUCAGAUGAUGCGUCUCUCCGGAUUAAGAAAGUGAUGGAGGGACUGCGGACUGAAUUCGGCGGGCCGGAGAUUGAUCCCCACAUUGCCGUUGUGGGGUCCAUUCGUAUGAAGCAUGAGGAUAUGCUCAACAAGUUCAGAUCUCUCCAGUCUGAUGUUAUUUCUUCGUACAAAGCAAAAGUUAAUCAAGUCGUUACUAGGAGUUCCUAUUUCCAAUGUAUUUCCCUCCUCAUUCAUUCAUCUUUCGAGGUGUCACCUGAGUUAUAUUUUGCAACUGGAGUCUCUGGUGGACGAUUCCAUUUUUGUAAUGAAGUUAGGCCACAUUUGAGCCUCCUUUAUGGUUACUUGACAGAAGAAGAGAGGAAGAAAGCUCAAGAAAAAGUCAGUUAUCUAGAUGAAGGCCUCAGCAGCUUGAGCUUCUUUAUAACUCGACUUGCAUUGUACAAAAUUGACUACAAAGAUAGAAGUCUCAAAUCAUGGGAGAAGAUUGCUGAUUACCCCCUCCAAUUUGAGUAAUUCCCUUAUUUCAUGCUUAUAAUUAGCUUGUAUUGAAAUAUAAGACUUUUGCCUGAGUGUCCCUGCCUGCUGUAGUCCUGCGACUCCUAUCGAGCACAAUCUGAUUUGGAUUGACAAUCUUAUGCCUACACCUUCAUAAUGAUGAGUUUGUUCUUUUAGUACUUAUUCUGCAGUAUUAUUCUUCGGCCGAAAGCUAAAAACCAAAUUAUCGACUUUUGAACUUAUUGAUUAGAAGCUGGGACAAAACAAAUAGAAGAAAAGAGGAAAUUGUCCUUUCUCACCACGCUGAUUGUGACCCCAAACACAAAAAAUGUUGUAA
Messenger RNA from Rosa chinensis, 2438 nucleotides. RefSeq names its product F-box/kelch-repeat protein At3g06240. The transcript has 5 exons. Lineage: Eukaryota; Viridiplantae; Streptophyta; Magnoliopsida; Rosales; Rosaceae. The record is from RefSeq and is a predicted model, not a curated record. Gene Ontology annotation, biological process: cyclic nucleotide metabolic process. The coding region runs from base 215 to 2119 and encodes 634 amino acids. Gene Ontology annotation, molecular function: protein binding; 2',3'-cyclic-nucleotide 3'-phosphodiesterase activity.